AUGGAAGAACUGAUUCAGACACUAGUGGCUCAAAUUCAUACAAAACUGAAGAGUGAAUUAAAUCUGCGAGAGGUUUUUAUUCCAAAUUCCAAAGCAGAAGCACGUUGUAGUAUCUUUGUUUCCCACAAUUAUGCUGCCUGUCCGAAACUCUGCAUCUUUAUGCAGCCAGGCAAAGGAAUGCAGCCAGGAAUGUGGAGUUGCACAAUUCAUCCGAAAACAGGAUUUCAGGGCUCGAUGAUUCCAUACUUAAAAACAGCAAUACAAGGAGGAUAUGGUGUCGUAGUUUUAAACCCAAGUACCAAUUAUUGCAUUGUCAAUGGACAUCGAGCCAAGAUUUUACACUCAUCGACACCUGAGAGUCAUGUAUCAUACGUUUGGAAAAAUUACAUUGUACCCAAUGCUGCACAGGAAAUUAGUUUUAUUGUACACGACAAUGCGGGUAUAUUGUUAAAAACAUUUCUGUCUUCCUUAAAUGGACAUGAACAGCAGCGGGUUGGUGGUAUUGCGUUUAUUGAGUCGGCACAUCAGAUCUCGUCGGGAGACUCGAAUGGAUUACGAGAGAUGCUACGUGAUAAGGCAGUGAACUUUGAGGCCUCGACAGAGCCUAUGUUUACAGUGAUUGGAUCGUCCAAGGCACGACUUGGAUGCACGUCACUGUCUGUGGGACGUACUUCAGGUGAGAUAAACAAUCGCGAGUGGACGGUGCAUUCCGUGCAAACAUCGGCUUUUGUUUUUUUGCAAUCCAUUGCGCGUGGUAUCGAAGAAUCAUUGCAUGCCAUUCGUGCUACAUUUCCUAAUAAGCUCAUUGUGACGGUAAAUCGCGCACGACUUACUGGCCAACCGUACAACAACCCGUUUGCUGUGGUGCAAUGCGCAGGGCAGAAAAAGGAUACUGUGGGCAGUCAUAAGCAUACGAUGGACCCUGAGUGGAACCAGACCUUCUCCUUCCCUGUCACGUCUAGCGAAGCAAAAGUCGUCAUUGUAGUGAAAGACAGAUCAUUUCCGAUGAAUACGUCGUUGGGGCAGGUUGCUGUAAGCAUGAGCGAGGUGGGGCUUAACCGCGCCGACCGACGAUGGUUUGCAUUGCGUGACGAAAAGGUGCCAACAACUUAUGGUAACGGCGAAGUUGAGCUGACACUCGAGUGGGUGCACGAUACCUUUGUUGCACGUUCGGACUCAUUUAUUCGCGGAAACCGCAUGCCAACGCUAGAAGCCCAGCAGAGAUCUUGCCAGGGUGCUGACGUUGACAACUGCUGUUACCUGUGCAAGACUACUUCUGUGUUGCGCCGCCGUCGAUACUGCCGCAUGUGCUUGUGUCUUGUUUGUACGUCGUGCUCGGAUCGCUUGUUCCUUCCAGGAUUUAGCGAGCCAAAACGUGUGUGUUCUGGCUGCUGUGAUCUUCAAAUGAUGUUGCACAACAAGCUUCCACGUAUGAGUCCUGGUGGUCCGGCAAGGUUGCCGUCUCAAGAAAAGCUGGACGAACACGCACAGCGAAUGGAAGCGAUGCGGAAACGUGAGGAAGCCGAAAAACGUCCUUUGUGUAUCAGCGACUUUGAUCUUCUUAAGAAAAUGGCGGCUGUAGACUCCCCCGUUAACAAAAAGAAUGGCGAAGGCCAUCAUUUUGACGACUUCACAUACCAGGAAGAAGGAGCCAUGAUGCGCAGUAUACAUAGCUAG
Peronospora belbahrii is the source of this 1677-nucleotide messenger RNA. The record is from the annotation of a GenBank genome assembly. NCBI's taxonomy places the organism in Eukaryota, Oomycota, Peronosporomycetes, Peronosporales, Peronosporaceae.